AUGGAUUAUACACCCGAGCCCAACGUGACAACGGCUGACUACUACUACCCUGAUAUCCUCUCAAGCCCCUGCAACGGGGAAGUUAUCCAGAGAGAGAGCAAGUUGCUGCUGGCCAUCUUCUACUGCCUCCUGUUUGUACUCGGUCUUCUGGGGAACAGCCUGGUCAUCCUGGUCCUUGUCCUCUGCAAGAAGCUGCGGAGCAUCACAGACAUAUACCUUUUGAACCUGGCCCUGUCUGAUCUGCUUUUUGUCUUUUCCUUCCCCUUUCAAACUCACUAUCAGCUCCACCAGUGGGUGUUUGGCACUGUGAUGUGCAAGGUGGUCUCUGGCUUUUAUUACAUUGGCUUCUUCAGCAGCAUGUUCUUUAUCACCCUCAUGAGCGUGGACAGGUACCUGGCAAUCGUCCACGCCGUGUACGCCAUGAACGUGAGGACAGCCAGGGUGGGCGCCGCCCUGAGCCUGACAGUGUGGCUGGUGGCGAUCAUGGCCACCAGCCCACUGCUAGUGUUUUACCAAGUGGCCUCUGAGGACGGCAUCCUCCAGUGUUAUUCGUCUUACAAUCACCAGACCUUAAAGUGGAAGCUCUUCACCCACUUUGAGAUGAACAUCUUAGGCCUGUUGGUCCCAUUCACCAUCCUCAUGUUCUGCUACGUCAGCAUCCUGCACCAGCUGCAGAACUGCCAGAACCAGCACAAGGGCAAGGCCAUCAAGUUGGUGCUCAUUGUGGUCGUCGCAUCUUUGCUCUUCUGGGUCCCGUUCAACGUGGUCCUCUUCCUCACAUCCCUGCACAACCUGCACGUCUUGGACGGAUGUGUCAUAAGCCAGCAGCUGACUUACGCCACCCAUGUCACAGAAAUCAUUUCCUUCACUCACUGCUGUGUGAACCCUGUUAUCUAUGCUUUCAUGGGUGAGAAGUUCAAGAGACACCUCUCAGAAAUAUUUCAGCAAAGUUGCAGCUACAUCUCCCUCUUCUUGGGGAGGUCAGUCCCCAAGGAAGCCAGGGAGAAGCCAUUCUCCUAUCAGCACUCCUUCCGUACGUCCACCACCGACUACAUUCUGUGA
Miniopterus natalensis is the source of this 1062-nucleotide messenger RNA. It is a transcript of the gene CCR8, whose product is annotated as C-C motif chemokine receptor 8. NCBI's taxonomy places the organism in Eukaryota, Metazoa, Chordata, Mammalia, Chiroptera, Miniopteridae. The record is from RefSeq and is a predicted model, not a curated record. Gene Ontology annotation, molecular function: C-C chemokine receptor activity; C-C chemokine binding. Gene Ontology annotation, cellular component: membrane; external side of plasma membrane. Gene Ontology annotation, biological process: cell chemotaxis; G protein-coupled receptor signaling pathway; positive regulation of cytosolic calcium ion concentration.